Messenger RNA from Polyodon spathula (Mississippi paddlefish), 3359 nucleotides. RefSeq names its product cytospin-A-like. The record is from RefSeq and is a predicted model, not a curated record. Gene Ontology annotation, molecular function: protein binding. The coding region runs from base 411 to 2399 and encodes 662 amino acids. NCBI's taxonomy places the organism in Eukaryota, Metazoa, Chordata, Actinopteri, Acipenseriformes, Polyodontidae. The transcript is spliced from 12 exons.
UGAAUGCAAUGACUACGGCGGCGUGAUUAAGAUGAAGUGCAGCUGGUCAGGCUCGAUUUCCUUAAUUCCUUAGCUGUGUGUUUACAGAUUGUCUACGGAAUUCAGAGAAACGCCCUUCCUAGAGACAUCCAGAUCACAGGACCGUUUCCAAAGAUGGAACUGGAAAGGGUAAGCGAGCUGGAUGGGUGAAGCACAAGCCAACUCAAUUUUGCGCAGAACACGACAGGUACAGAAUACCUUAUGAGGUUUCUUCAGCCCUGGGACCACAGUUCUUGUGUUAAUUAUUUUGAGUGUUUGGAGUUGGGCUCCUGCCACGUGCUAAUGUAGACAAACUCGGAAGGGUCCUGUGGAGACUGGAGCCCCCCCCCCCCCCCGAAGGAGUGGGACCUGUGGUGUCACUUUUAGGCAGAAUGGGAAACCUGAUUGCAAAAGAAAGCUUGGCGGCUGAAGGGACCAAUCAGCAGAUUGAGGGACAGGGUCCUGUGGAUUGCGUGUCCUACAUGCCUCACGAGGGACAGGGUCCUGUGGAUCGCGUGUCCUACAUGCCUCACGAGGGACAGGGUUCUGUGGAUCGCGUGUCCUACAUGCCUCACGAGGGACAGGGUCCUGUGGAUCGCGUGUCCUACAUGCCUCACGAGGGACAGGGUUCUGUGGAUCACGUGUCCUACAUGCCUCACGAGGGACAGGGUCCUUUGGAUCCUUUAUCCCAUGCACCUCAAUCUCUCACCUCCCCAGACAGGGCAGCGCUCUGCCCCCCACCCCACUCCACUCCUGCAGUACCAGGCAAGCCAGACAGGAGGUGUUCUCAGGACAAUGUCACCAUGGAUACAGGGGAGGACUGGCCUGCUGUCAGGAGCAGUGAUAGAAGAGCAGUUUCUCUACCUGUGAAUCUUGGACGGGACAUGCCCAGUGAGGAUCUCUCUAGGAGCCAGGAAAGCUUGGUGGCGUUGGACAGCAAAGGACGUUACAAGGAGGAGGGGAAACCAGUACAUACUGCGAACUGGGAUAUCCAGCCAGACAAAGCCACAACUCAUCAUGUGAGAUGCACUUCAGCCUGGAAGGACUCGGAGUGUUUAAGCCCAGCGUACUCCACAAAGAGACAGUGCAGCUCAUCUUCAUCCCUAGCCUCUGGGCCCCAACGUGAUCAAAGAGACGGCAGUCCAGUGCACUGGGGUGAGAAGGACAGUGGCCUGGAUCAUUCAGCCGAGCAGGACAGCACAGUAGCAGAUUCACCAGAUGAGAUGGAGGGGUUUGUGAAGGAGACCAAGGAUAGGCUCCACUCUUCUGAGUGUGGGACCCAGAGUGGCACUGCCACUCCUACAGACAGUGAGUCUGUGAAGUGUUUGCGUGCGGAAAAAGAAGAAUUGCUGACUGAAAUAAAAAGUUUAAAGGAGAAGAUGAAGGUGGACUCAGAAGAGUGGAGUCAGUUCCAGGCUGACCUGCAGGUGGCAGUGUCUGUUGCGGACAGGUUGAAAUCGGAGGCAGAGGAUGAACUGAGCAUGCUCGGCACAAGAUUACAGGAGACCGAAGCAGAGCUGAGUGCUCUUAGACUAUUGCAUCAGGAGAUGGAGAAAGAGUUUAAGGCUCUCAAGGUAUCGCAUGAGGAAACAUUGUCGGAGCAGGUCAUGCUCAAAGCAGCCUAUCAGGAAAUGGAGACGGAGCUGAGGGUGCUCCGAACAGGUCGCCAGGAACAGGAGGUGGCAGUCUGCCGGAAAGUACAGGACAAGCACGAGAGGAGCAGAACAGUGGAUGCAGGAGAGCUGCUGAAAGAAAGACGCCUCUUCAAACUCUCCCUGUCCUCCCUGCCUCCCCCUACUGUGAAUGGAGACUCGCACCACUGGAAAUCCACGCAGUCUUCCACAGAGCUACUUUUCAACGAGAAGGAGAAAGCUUCCAGAGGAUGGAGGGUCAAGAAACCUGAGGAGGCCUGUGUGAGCCCAGCACUCACUGCUGCAGAGAAAAAGCAGGACGAUCUAACUCUUGUCCAACAUAACCGUGUUGGGAUGGCAGCUGCAACAUCUUUAAAUAAGAUCAGACAGAGGGAUGGUUUGAGUUCUCUGGUGAAGCGUCAUGGUGGCUCCAAGAGAAAUUCGCUUCUGCGCUGGUGCCAGAGCAGGACAGAGGGCUACCAGAAUAUUGACAUCACCAACUUCAGCAGCAGCUGGACAGAUGGCCUGGCUUUUUGUGCUCUCUAUCAUACAUACCUACCCAACCACAUCCCCUACAGCAGACUGAGCCCUCUCAACAAGAGAGAGAAUCUGACCUUGGCAUUCAAAACUGGUGAUGGUAUAGGAAUACCACCGUCUCUGACUGUGGAGGAGAUGUUGAGAGCUGAGGGGCCAGACUGGGUGAGAGUGCUGGAGUAUGUGGAAUGCAUCUACAAGCACUUUGAAAUGUGAACACAGGAAAUGCCAGCUGGAGGACUGUGUAUCAUUCUUUUGAAUCUCCAGUGUGUGUCCUCACAGCAAGAAUCAUCCGCGGUUGACUGUAAGCUGUCAUCCCACCUGAACGCAAUGUGGUGCUGUACAGCUAAUGGGGGGGGGGGGGGGGGGUGUAAGGUACACAAAUUCACUUCUUUUAAUGUUGGAAAGUACGGUAUUUUGAAAUUAGCUCUUGAAAGGUCAGUUCUACUCUGGGGCUGGGGUCUAUUUAUCUGGGAAACUAAUUUUGAUGCUUUUUUAUGAAGUUAUGAACAGAGGAGAUGUUACCCUGUAGCUGAUAAAUAAGGGUAUAUUUUAGUAGAAAUGGAAGGAUGUAUGAGUCAGCAAAUUAUUGUAUUUAAUUGGCCCUAAUGAACAGUAAAACAUGUCUCAAAUGUUGCUGUAGAUGCAUCAUAUGCCAGAUAUAUUCUUAAAGGGCAUAGUCUUUUUUUUUUUUUUCUUUCUUUCUUAAGGUAUGUUUUUUGUAAAUAAGCACUAUACUUUAUUUGUCACUUUUUUUUUGUGAAAACUUCUCAUACGUCCAAUUUGAGGUUAGCCAAUUGUUUUAUGGCUGGUGUCUGAUUUCUCCUAUUUCCUGAUUUUCAAACUGAACUUGCCCAAGUACUAAUGCAGUUCAACUUUGGCUGUUCACACCUUUACCUGAGUUGGACAGGUGUGUUUCACAUAUUUAAAAUACUAAUAAACCUUUAAACCUUAAAUUAAUUUAAAAUGAGUGUAAUGCAAAUAUGUGAAUUGGUGCCAAAGGUUUUGUAACAUGAAGAAAAAAGUAAAGGAGCUGCUAAUCCUGGUUUGUUGAACUGAUAGAUUUGUGUAGGUUGUAUGUUGAAUUGUCAAUCAGUUGUUAAUGGCAGACUGAAAACAUGUUGAUGUGAAAUACUUCUGUUAAAUAUUUCAAAUAAAGUGAAUAGCUUACUGAAA